Molecule: messenger RNA, 1161 nt
Organism: Patella vulgata (common limpet)
Lineage: Eukaryota; Metazoa; Mollusca; Gastropoda; Patellidae
Product: gastrula zinc finger protein XlCGF52.1-like
Exons: 3
Coding region: 142-1161 (339 amino acids)
Biological process (GO): regulation of transcription by RNA polymerase II
Cellular component (GO): nucleus
Molecular function (GO): RNA polymerase II cis-regulatory region sequence-specific DNA binding; DNA-binding transcription activator activity, RNA polymerase II-specific
Source: RefSeq, a predicted model, not a curated record
AAAAGGGAUAGAGAAGAAAGUCGGUUUUCUUUGUGCGAUCUCACUAAACGAGUAUUCUUUUUUAUUUGAUAAGUUAUAUUAACUUGUAUGAUAUAUAGAACUGAGUUGUAAACACCAACAAUUAACGGGGAUGACAUCAUAAUGGAAACUAAUGGUGUUAUAACAUUUCAUCAAUGUACAAUAUGUGAUGAAAUUUUUCAACAUUUGUAUGAUUUAGAAAAGCACUACAAAGUGCAUGUUAAAAAAGAGAAAACUGCUGAUGUAGAUGAAUAUUGUCAUGUUAAAGAAGAGAAAACUGAUGAUGUAGAUGAAUAUUGUUAUGUUCGUUUCAAAGAAGAAAAAACUAAUGAUGUAGAUGAAUAUUGUCAUGUUAAAGAAGAGAUAUCUGAUGAUGUAGAUGAAUAUUGUCAUGUUAAAGAAGAGAAAACUGAUGAUAUGGAAACUGUUUAUCAGUGUAAUUUGUGUGAUGAAGAAUUUAGAUUAGAAACUGAUUUAGAAAAACACUGCGAAAAACAUGUUGAAGAAGAGGAAUCUGGUUUACAACAUGGUAAACAUUGGGAGAAAACUUUUAGCCAGAACAAUGAAAAAGAAAUACUCAAUUCACAAGAGUUUAAAAAGUGUGAUGUUUGUAGCAAAUCAUUUACUAACAAAUAUUACCUUAAAAUUCAUUUGAGGAAUCAUUCAGGCGCAAAACCUCAUAAAUGUGAUGUUUGUAGUAAAUCAUUCAUAUACACCAGUCAACUUCAGAGACAUAUAAAAAUUCAUACUGGUGUCAAACCCUUUACAUGUUAUGUUUGUAGUAAAUCAUGUACUAACAGUAGCGAUCUACAGAGACAUUUCAGAAUUCAUACAGGCGAAAAGCCAUUUAAGUGUGAUGUUUGUAGUAAAUCAUUUACUAGAAAUAAUCAUCUUCAGAAACAUAUGGGAAUUCAUACUGGUGAAAGGCCUUUUACAUGCGAUAUUUGUAGUAAAUCAUUUACUAACAGGAAUCAUCUAAAAAGACAUAUGAGAAUUCAUACUGGUGAAAAACCUUAUAAAUGUGAUGUUUGUAGUAAAUCAUCUAGUAACCGUAGCGAUCUACAGAAACAUAUGAGAACUCAUAGUGGGGAAAAACCAUAUACAUGUGAUGUUUGUCGUAAAUCAUUUACUGUAGUUUGUUGA